UUGAGAGUUCGAAAAUAAAAAAUUAUUGAAUUGGAAUUGGAAAUUCAGUUCCGUGACUCAAGGCAAUUAUAGAACAUUCAAGGAAGUUGCGCUGAUAACUACUGAAUGACAGUUAAAAAUCGGAGCAUCAUUGCAAACGACCAGCAAAUUCACAAGUGAACUUUGAGCUGUGCGUUGGAUUCAAGUGGUUCAUUUUGCAUCAACAGAUAGAAAUUAAUUUCCAGCUUCCUCAUCAGCAAGACACCAUGUCCGAUGGAGGCACACUACUGUCUGAUAUCCCCACCACCACGCUUACCAGAGCUCAAAGGCGGUGGCGCAAGGCCUAUUUGACAAUCUAUUCUACCCGGAUGAUGCUUUCUCUCAUAUCCAAAAGUCGACAAGAAUCGGAGAAAAGUCCUCCUCGUUACCCUGUCCUUGAGAUUCAACCUACCGUUUCUCAAAACCAGUUCGUGCUCAACACAAAACUAAUGUUCGAGAACAAAGACUGGAUGCAUCUGCAUGUUCUUGGGGGAGUUGAAGGUGUGGCCACCGCUCUGGGAGUAAGUUCCGACAAUGGAAUCAGCGGCAGCAAGGAUGAUACUACUAGGAGGUCUCAAAUUUUUGGUACUAACUCCUACCAUAAGCCACCUCCAAAAGGCUUUCGCUAUUUCCUGCUUGGUGCUUUUAAAGACACCGCCAUACAUCUUCUUCUAGUAUGGGCAGCCCUGGCUCUUGCUUUUGGAAUUAAACAACAUGGGGUGGAAGAAGGUUGGUAUGAAGGUGGAAGUAUUAUUGUUGCUGUCCUUUUGAUGUUUGCUCUCUCCGCGGUCAUCAACUUGAUAGUGGAAACUCAAAGUAACGAACGCAAAGAGUUGAGUAUCAAUAUCAAAGUUGAAGUUGUUAGAGAUGCUCGGCACCAAAAAGCCUCCUUAUUUGACCUUGUAGUUGGAGAUGUUGUGCUCCUGAGAUCUGGUGAUCAGAUUCCAGCUGAUGGGCUGUUUUUGAAAGGGUAUCGUUUGGAGGUCGACGAGUCAAGCAUGACAGGAGACAGUGCCUUUGUCGAAGUCAACUGUAACCAUAAUCCUUUUCUGUUAUCUGGCACAAAAGUAGUAGAUGGCUAUGGUCAGAUGCUCGUGGUGUCCGUGGGAAUGAACACUAAAUGGGGUCGAAGGAUGAGUUCGAUAGCAGAUGGUCAAUCCACUGAAAAAACUCAAUUUCAAGCUCGGCUUGACAAACUAAUUUGCUCCAUUGAAAAAUUAGGCUUCUCAUUGGCUUUUCUGAUUCUUGCAUAUCUACUUUUUAACUACUUCACUGGGAAAACAAAAGAUAAGAAUGGAAAUAAGGAGUAUAAUGGUAGUAAAACAGAUUUAGAUGCUAUUUUCAAAUCUGUUGCACACAUUCUUAUGGCCACGGUUGCCACUGUGGUAGCGGUAAUUCCAUCAGGUUUACCAGUGGCAGUAACUCUCACGCUUGCUUAUUCCAUGAAGAGAAUGAUGGCUGAUAAAGCAAUGGUAAAGAAACUUUCGGGUUACGAAAAAACGAGCUCAGCCACAGUUGUUUGUACUGCGAAAACAGGCAUUUUGACAUUCAAUCAGAUGAAAGUGACUGAGUUUUGGCUUGGCCAAGAAUCCAUUGAGAAAGAUUCUCCUAAUAUGGUUGCCUCAAAUGUUCGUGAACUAUUCUACCAAGCAGUUGGCUUGAACACAACUGGUGGUGCUUACAAAUCUGUUUCAGGAUCUGUACUUGAAUUUUAUGGCAGUCCAACAGAGAAAGCAAUUCUUUCGUGGGCUACCGAAGAAUUGGCUAUGAACAUGGAAAAAGUGAAGCAAAAGUACACUAUUCUCCAGGUUGAAACCUUCAACUCUUAUAAAAAACGCAGUGGGGUUUCAAUUAGGAAAACAGAUGAUAACACAAUUCAUGUACACUGGAAAGGAGCUGCUGAGAUGAUCCUAGCUAUGUGUUCACAAUAUUAUGAGAAUGAUGGGGUAACGAAGACCAUCGAUGAAGAUGAAAGGCAAAAAACUGAAAAUAUGAUCGCCGGCAUGGCAGCUAAAGGCCUUAGAUGCAUAGCUUUUGCUCAUAAACAAAUAUUUAAAGAAGAAAUGCAGUACAAUAAAAAUGGAAAGACCCAUCAAACACUGAGAGAAGAUGGCUUAACCUUGCUGGGAAUAGUUGCCCUUAAGGAUCCAUGUCGACCAGGUGCAAAGACAGGUGUGGAAAUUUGCAAAUCAGCUGGACUGGGCAUCAAAAUGAUCACAGGGGACAAUGUUUUCACAGCAAAAGCUAUAGCCACAGAAUGUGGAAUACUACAGUACAAUGGCCAAGCGGAAAAUGAUGAGGAGGUGGUAGAAGGCAUACAAUUUCGUAACUAUACACCGGAAGAGAAAAUGGAAAAGGUUGAUAAGAUCCGGGUAAUGGCAAGGUCUUCUCCCUCAGACAAACUUUCGAUGGUACAGUGUUUGAGAGCGAAAGGCCAUGUGGUUGUAGUCACUGGAGACGACAUCAACGAUGCCCCUGCACUAAAGCAAGCUGACAUAGGACUUUCGAUGGGUAUUCAGGGCUGCGAAAUUUGUAAACAAAGCUCAGACAUCGUCAUAUUAGAUGAUGCAUUCAUUACAGUGGCUAUUGUUCUAAGGUGGGGACGAUGUAUUUAUAAUAACAUCAAAACGUUUAUCCAAUUUCAACUCACCCUUAAUAUUGCCGCUCUAGUGAUCAACGUUGUUGCAGGCUUUGUUCCUGGUAAUAAGAUUCCUCUAACAGCAGUUCAGUUGGUAUGGGUGAACAUCAUCUUGGAUACACUUGUAGCUUUGGCUCUGGCUACUGAAAGACCAACUGAUGAGCUAUUGAAGAGCCCUCCUCAAGGUCCUACUGAACCCAUUAUAACAAACAUUAUGUGGAGGAAUCUUCUAUCUCAAGCCCUAUAUCAGAUAGCAGUCUUAUUGAUCUUACAAUUUGUGGGCGACUCCAUUUUCAAAGUGAGUCCUGAAGUGAAUGGUACAAUGGUGUUCAAUACUUUUUUUCUUUGCCAGGUUUUCAGUUUCUUCAAUGCAAGGAAGUUGGAGAAAACGAAUGUUUUCAGAGGCAUUCACAAGAACAAAUUGUCCCUUGGACUAAUGGGAGUAGCUAUACUUGUUCAGUUUCUGAUGGUGGAGCUCCUAAACAAGUUUGCUUCUACAGAGAGAUUGAAUUGGAGGCAAUGGUUAACUUGUACUGCAUUGGGAGCAUUCGCAUUGCCAAUUGGUUUUAUUGUGAAGUUCAUACAUGUUCCAGAGAAACCAGUACUCCUCAUCAACUCCGAUGGUGAAUUGAAUAUCGGUUUUAUAAAAUUCAUCAAACUACUCUUCUGUCUUGUAAAGUUGUUGUUUCUGUAUGACUGUGAUGCUUAGUAGUCCGCUUGUAUUGAUAUAGCAGUGUUUUGAAGUAAUGUAUCCUAAUGUAGUUAUGUGCUUACUACUGUAUUGGGGCCUUAAAGCACUUUGAAGGCCCAUUUUCUUUUGUGGGCUGGAAUUAUGUUCAACUCACAAAAGCCUUGUUCUAUGUAUUUGGUCCUAUUAUUAGACACGGUUUUUGAGUCAUGCUUUCGAUAUAUUUUGGAACCGACAAAUUUCUUUCGGAGCAGCUGCUCGGAAACAAUUAGCCGAUUUAGAUUUGCAAAUGAUUCUAGAUUAUUCGUUGGUAGAAUGUAUUCCUCUUUGGGUUUGGGAUUGUAUUCACGCCACUUUUUCAAGUUUCAUCCUAUAGUUUGAUUGAACUUAUUUGAUCAGCAUGAUUCUGGCUUUCUUUCUUUUUUUUUGAUAUCUCUUUGCUUGACAUUCAACUGUUUCAGAUGAUUGAGUUGAAAAGGGGAUUUUAACUAGAAGAUUUUGUAUAUUAUGUGCUUAAUGUACUUUAUACAGCGUGAUUAUCUAUUUUAUUAUUCAAUUCUUUUGGGAUUGGAUCUAUAAAAAAUUUCUUGGUCAAGAAUGGAAUUGGAUAUGAUUUUUCCCAUUUUAGUAAGUGAUUUGACAUUUUUAUUAUGAUUUGAGAUUUGAGCUGGACAUGCUGUUAGAAUCUGUGAGCUCAACUGCUAAGCGUGCAGAAGAAUUUUUGACUCUCAUCAAUGAAAAUAAAAUCAAUCUGGAGGCCCCCUUCCAUAUAAAGGAUUACUUUAAUGCUCUAAAUUUAAGGUGUGUUGAGCGUUUGUAUGGUGAUCAUGGUCUUGAUAUGAUGGGCAUAUUGCGCAAAAAUCCAGCUCUUGCACUACCAAAGUUUAACUCGUCUGAAGCAGUAGCAAGAUGAAUGGACUCGGUGUCGUUCAGAUUUUAACGAAGUUUGGGCUGAAAUAUAUGCUGAAAACCGUUACAAAUCACUUGAUCAUCGCAGUUUCUACUUAAAGCAACAAGAUUCAAAGAACUUGAGCACAAAAUCUUUGGUGGCUGAAAUUAAGGAGUUGAAAGAGAAUAAACUGGCAGAGGAAAAUGUUCUUUUUGCUAUUGCUGCUGGACACAUAUGGAUACUCUGACCUCAGCAUUCAUGAAGAUUUAUAUAAACUUGUUCAAUAUUCAUAUUCAUGUGAAGAGAUGUGCUUGACCAAGGAACGGGUGAAUAAGGCAAUGAAGCUAUGGACUACCUUCUUCAACAAACUGAAAAAGAGCUAAGCUAACAACCCCAGAAGAGACUGUGUUGAUAAACCUUACUUCUUUAU
Molecule: messenger RNA, 4663 nt
Organism: Pistacia vera
Lineage: Eukaryota; Viridiplantae; Streptophyta; Magnoliopsida; Sapindales; Anacardiaceae
Product: calcium-transporting ATPase 12, plasma membrane-type-like
Exons: 3
Coding region: 246-3365 (1039 amino acids)
Biological process (GO): calcium ion transmembrane transport
Cellular component (GO): membrane; intracellular membrane-bounded organelle
Molecular function (GO): P-type calcium transporter activity; ATP binding; ATP hydrolysis activity
Source: RefSeq, a predicted model, not a curated record